Vicia villosa (hairy vetch) is the source of this 1805-nucleotide messenger RNA. Its product is annotated as methyl jasmonate esterase 1-like. The transcript has 3 exons. The record is from RefSeq and is a predicted model, not a curated record. Gene Ontology annotation, molecular function: methyl salicylate esterase activity; methyl indole-3-acetate esterase activity; methyl jasmonate esterase activity. Gene Ontology annotation, biological process: salicylic acid metabolic process; jasmonic acid metabolic process. Lineage: Eukaryota; Viridiplantae; Streptophyta; Magnoliopsida; Fabales; Fabaceae. The coding region runs from base 118 to 906 and encodes 262 amino acids.
CAGCCAAGUAUUCUAAAGCCAAAAAUCUAAGAGAAAAUUAUUUCAGUCAAAAAUUGGUUCAUAUAAAGUUCCAAUUUCUCAACCAAAGAAAAUAUAAAAUUCCAAAGUUUAGAUACAAUGAAAAAUCACUUUGUGUUGAUUCAUGGAGCUAGCUAUGGUGCAUGGUGUUGGUACAAAGUUGCAACUCUUCUAAAAUCAGCUGGUCAUGAUGUUACAUCUUUGGACAUGGCUGCUUCUGGCAUCAACACAAUACAAGUCCAAGAUAUUUCUUCAAUAUUAGAUUAUAAUGAACCUUUGUUAACAUUCAUGGAAUCACUUCCAUCACAUGAAAAAGUGAUUCUUGUUGGUCACAGUUUUGGUGGAAUCUCCAUAUCCCUUGCUAUGGAAAGGUUCCCUCACAAAAUCUCUGUAGCAGUUUUUGUUGCUGCUUUUGUUAUAAGUGAAAAUCUCACUUACCCUAAUAUUCUUCAAGAGCUUAUGAGAAGAAGAGAGGAAAAAAAGGAUUGGUCUAUGGAUACAAAAUGUUUCUUCUUUAAUGGAAACAAUAAUCCUCCAACAGCUUUAUUAUUUGGACCUAAAUUUAUGGAAUCUCAAAUGUUCCAAUUAUCACCACAUGAGGAUUUGACGCUUUCAUUAUCAUUGGUUAGACCUUUUCCUCUCUUCAACAAUGAAGAAUUGUUUUUGAAAGAAUCAAAAGUUAGCAUGGACAAAAAUGGAAGGGUGCCUAAAGUGUUCAUCAUUAGCAAAGAUGACAUAUCGUUGGUAGAUGAUUUACAAACUUGGAUGAUUGAGAGAAGUGGUCCAUAUGCUGAGGUGAAUGUGAUAAAUGAUUCUGAUCAUAUGGUCAUGUUUUCCAAACCAAAAGAACUUAGCUCUCUCUUACAACAGAUUGCAUACAAAUAUUAAUUUAUAUAUUUUUUUGGGUGUAGUUUUAACUUUUUUAUUCUGAAAAGAUAAUAUUAUCAUCGAUAAAUUGGAGUUCAAAUUUGCAAUUUUCUGUUGAACCAACUCUUAAGAUCUUGUGUAAAAGGUGAUAGAAUUGCGAUUACAAUCACAUAGGAAGAAUUUUCGGUUGAACAGUGAUGAAAUUGAUUCUAAAAAAAAAACUUUAGAAGCUUGAGUACAUUAAAUUGCUCGGUAACAAUUGUUAAAUUGUAAAUCCUUUUGUCGAAGCAGGAUGUUGCUUAGACGUGUCAAAAAAUUAGCUAGUCAGUCGAGUUGUAUGCUAGCUAUCGAAGUGGUUAGCUUCACACAUUAUUUCGACUUGGAUCUAAAAUAGGUAUUUUGGACUUUUAUGUUUUGGGCUUUUGACUUAGGGAGAAAGCAAACCUAAAACUAUAAAUAGAGGAACGAACCCUUAUUUUGAAUGACAACUUGUAUUCACAAAAUUUGCAGUUGCAAGUGAAUAAGAAAUUUCCACAGUUUGUGAGUAAAGAAAAACUCUACAGAAAAUCAUCUUCUUUCUUUUAUUUUUCGCAAAUCCUAAUUCACUUUUCUCCCCAAACUCCCUUUCUUUCAUUGUCAUUAUGUAAGUGAUAAGAAUUACUCAAGGUUUGAGUUUAAUUUCAACAUCUGGUAUCUAGAACUCCGGUUAAACGAUUCAAGGCAAGAGAAGAGAAUGUCGAUGUCUAUGAGUAAUUCAAAUGGACAUUUUCCAGCAAGUUCUCUUCAAAUACUGAAAGGAGAUAACCAUGGGAAUUGAUGCAAUUAGAUGAAAGUUGUGUUCUGUUGUCAAGAUCGUUGGGAUCUUGUGAAAGAAGGGAUAAAAUCGCUUACGAAGACGCGACAGAUGAACAAAAGGCUGC